AUGAACAUACGGUUCGAGGACGUUGUGCCGUAUUUUAAGACGGAGCCGGGGCUGCCGCAGACUCACCUGGAGGGGAACCGCCUGGUCCUCACCUGCCUGGCCGAGGGGAGCUGGCCCCUGGAGUUCAAGUGGCUGCGCAAUGACAGCGAGAUCGCCGCCUACAGCAGCGAGUACAGGUACGUCAUCCCGGCGCUGCAGCGGCUGGACGCCGGCUUCUACCGCUGCGUGGUGCGGAACCGGCUGGGCGCGCUCCUGCAGAGAAGAUCGGAAGUCCACGUCGCAUAUCUGGGGAACUUCCUGGCUGGAGAGCAGAGGAAGACGGUGCCCGAGGGACAGGCGGCCGUGCUGGACCUGCCGCCCCUCCGCAGCUACCCCAGGCCCCAGGUGACCUGGUUCCGAGAAGGACACAAGAUCGUUCCCAGCGACAGAAUGCACCGCUAGCAACGCCUCUUACAGUCACACCUCUCA
Molecule: messenger RNA, 468 nt
Organism: Eptesicus fuscus (big brown bat)
Lineage: Eukaryota; Metazoa; Chordata; Mammalia; Chiroptera; Vespertilionidae
Product: protein sidekick-1-like
Exons: 5
Coding region: 1-441 (146 amino acids)
Source: RefSeq, a predicted model, not a curated record